Micropterus dolomieu (smallmouth bass) is the source of this 1343-nucleotide messenger RNA. RefSeq names its product keratin, type I cytoskeletal 13-like. Lineage: Eukaryota; Metazoa; Chordata; Actinopteri; Centrarchiformes; Centrarchidae. Gene Ontology annotation, molecular function: structural molecule activity. Bases 1 to 1251 code for a protein of 416 amino acids. The record is from RefSeq and is a predicted model, not a curated record. The transcript has 8 exons.
AUGACCUCCACCUUCUCGUCUCGCUCGAUCUCCAGGUCCGUGAGGUCCUCCGGCUCCACCAUCAGGAAGGGUAGCAGCGUGUACGGAGGAGCAGGAGGCUCCGAGGUCCGCAUCUCCUGCGCUUCCAUGGGUGGAGGCUACCUUUCCUCCGUCAACCACGGCGUGGACGACAGCCUCAUCGGCAACGAGAAGUUCGCCAUGCAGAACCUGAAUGACCGCCUGGCCACCUACCUGGCCAAGGUGCGCGCCCUGGAGAAGGCCAACGGCGAGCUGGAGCUGAAGAUCAAGCAGUUUGUGGAGAGCAAGGUCGGUCCCAAGUCCAGGGACUACAGCGCCUUCUACGCCACCAUCGCUGACAUCACUGCCAAGAUCCAGGACGCCGUCAAGGUGAACGGAGCCGUCCAUCUCAGCAUCGACAACGCCCGCCUGGCCGCAGACGACUUCAGGAGCAAGUUCGAGAACGAGUUCGCCAUGCGUCAGUCGGUGGAAGCCGACAUCGCCGGGCUGAAGAGGGUCCUGGAGGAAAUGAAACUGGCCAAGGCCGACCUGAGCCUGCAGAUCGAAGGUCUGAAGGAGGAGCUGAUCUUCCUCAAGAAGAACCACGAGGAGGAGCUGCUGGCGAUGCGAGCUCAGAUGAGCGGUCAGGUCCACGUGGAGGUGGACGCCGCUCCAGCACAAGACCUCAACAAGAUCAUGGCCGAGAUCAGAGAGCACUACGAGGCCAUCGCCGCCAAGAACCAAAAAGAGCUGGAGAGCUGGUUCCACACGAAGACGGAGACUCUGAACAAAGAGGUGAUCACUCAGACGGUGGACCUGAAGACGUCCAAGACGGAGGUCACGGAGGUCAAACGGACGCUGCAGUCUCUGCAGAUCGAGCUGCAGUCCACGCUGAGCAUGAAAGCGUCGCUGGAGGCCCGGCUGGCUGAGACACAGAGCCGCUACAGCAUGCAGCUCUCCGGAUACCAGACGCAGGUGACCAUGCUGCAGGAGCAGCUGGUGCAGCUCAGGGCCGACCUGGAGCGCCAGGGACACGAGUACAAGAUGCUGCUGGACAUCAAGACCAGGCUGGAGCUGGAGAUCGCCGAGUACAGGAGGCUGCUGGACGGAGAGGCCAGCGGCAGCGUCAUAAGCUCCUCCUCCUCCACGACCACUAAGACCAAGCGAACGGUGAUGGUAGUGGAAGAGGUGGUUGAUGGGAAGGUGAUCUCCUCCUCCUCCUCCACUUCCUCUGCCUCGGCCACCAUCCACUGAGCUGCUGCAGAGGGCGACAGCCAAUCAUCAGCAUCAUCAUCAUCAUCAUGGUUCACUGACGUUUGAAACAAUAAAACGAGAGUUCAAAUUAA